This is a messenger RNA of Malaya genurostris, 894 nucleotides long. RefSeq lists its product as uncharacterized. Gene Ontology annotation, biological process: DNA integration. Lineage: Eukaryota; Metazoa; Arthropoda; Insecta; Diptera; Culicidae. The transcript is spliced from 2 exons. The record is from RefSeq and is a predicted model, not a curated record. The coding region runs from base 1 to 894 and encodes 297 amino acids. Gene Ontology annotation, molecular function: nucleic acid binding.
AUGCGACAAAGGUUUUGGGUAAUUGGAGGUCGUGAUCUCGUUCACCGUACUUACCAUCAGUGCCAUAAGUGUUUCCGUAGCAAGCCCCGUUUGAUCCAACAAACUGUUGCAGACAUACCAUCUUCACGAGUCUCACCAACAAGACCGUUUUCCGUUUGUGGUGUAGACUAUUGUGGACCAGUCUACAUCAAGUCACCAAUACGGAACCGAGGACCAACGAAGGCAUACGUAUCGAUCUUCGUGUGUUUCUCGACCCGUGCUGUUCACAUCGAGUUGGUGUCCGAUUUAUCCACGCCAGCGUUUUUGGCUGCUCUUCGCCGGUUUGUCGCCCGCCGAGGAAGGAUGAGCGUAAUUCAUAGCGACAACGGAACCGCGUUCAAAGGAGCAUCCAACGAGCUCCACCGAAUCCAUCAGAUGCUGAAAUCCGACCAGGGCGGACGUAAGCAGAUUCUCGAUUGGUGCCCCGAGAAUGAAAUUGCAUGGCGAUUCAUUCCACCUCGUGCUCCGCAUUUUGGCGGCUUGUGGGAAGCAGCCAUUAAGUCAGCCAAACAUCAUCUGUUGCGUGAGAUAGGCAACGUGCAUAUGUGUUUGAACUCCAGACCGCUCACUGCAAUACCAUCCGAUCCGUCAGAUUUGGAGGCUCUGACGCCAGGUCAUUUCCUUGUAGGAACCAACUUACAAUCCGUGCCCGAAACGUCAUUAAGCGAAGUGCCGGACAAUCGACUGUCGCAUUGGCAGCUCACCCAGGAGCGUGUCCAACGAAUUUGGGCAAGGUGGUAUCCGGAAUACCUUCAGCAGCUGCAGUCCCGUGCUUUGAAGCAAAUUCCAGCUGUCGCCAUUGAACCUGGAUGUGUUGUCGUGAUCAAGGACGAUUGUCUACCGCCAACCCAAUGA